GUGAAGCACAGGGAAGGCUUGGGAAGAAUAAUGCAAACUUACGUCCUGCGGGUAGCAGCGAUUCUCUGUUCUUGAAGUUUGGUGCUUCACACAUCGCGAUACAUAAGAGAGAGAGAGAGAGAGGCCCAGCCAACAUCGCUACUAACAAUCAGAUGGCGGGGGUUUAUGCAUUCUUCGUACUGUUAUUGCUGUGGUUGUACUGUGAAGCGGCUACAGCAUCACUUUGCGAUACAGUCUCCUGGUCCGCAGUAUCCCCCGCUCAACCUCUGCACCAAGCUAUCAAGACAAACAACCUGCUUCAGUGUAUGCAUGUAUGUAAAUAUAUCCCCAAAUGCAACUCCGUGACCUAUGAUGUCUCAAGAAGGGACUGCGCCUUACACGCUGAGCGAGGAGAACAACAGGAACCUCAGAGAAAGAUCUUUGAUAGUAUUUGUAAGUUAGGAACAGCUGUUCACGGACCGUGUGACGGCAACCCCUGCCUAAACAAUGCUCAGUGCAUCCCGAUUGGCACCUCCUACAUCUGUCUGGACAUAUUAACAUGCCCGGUGACUGCCUCUCCAGAGAAAGGCAACAUGACUUACCAUGGCAACACUGUUCUCUCACGCCGCCAGCUGGUGUGUGAUGUAGGCUACGAGGUGACGGGGCCAGCAGAGGGAACAUGCACAACGGAUGGUACUUGGGACAAUGCAGGGGUGACUUGUCAAGAGCUUGACUGUGGAAUUCCACCAGCGAUGACAGGUGCGACGGUUGACUACACUGCAACACGCUACGGCAGCACGGCUACGUACACAUGUGAAGCCUUGAUGUCGUUCCCUGGGGGAACCAAGACGAAAACAACAUCCUGUUCCCAAUCUGGAAUUUGGAUCCUAAUCCAAAAGCAAUGUGAAACUGACGUGGUCCUGAUCGACGGAUGGGCACUUGUGUUCCGGAUAUCAGCGGGCAUCAAUGUCUUUAGUUAUGAUGUGUGGAUGAACAGUUCCGUCUACCAUGACCACCCCCUGGACAGAAAGGAUGUCAUGCCCGGAUGUCGAUCACUCAACAGUUCUCUCCCUUGUGACCUUCACUUCCGCAGCAAGGCCCUCAACGAAUGGACCUCUCUUAACAUAAUUCAGGUGAAAAUUCUACUGAUAGCGGAGACCCAGGUGAAAGCAGUGAUUGUAUUUGAUGGAAAAAACUCGAACAAGGAGAGCUGGUUUAACUCCAAAAGGGUGAUAUCAUCAAGCUGGUCCGACCUCUCUUCCUCGACCAUCUUCCGGAUAACUGGCUGGCAGACUCGUCGCUUCUACAUCAACUACUUCCUGGGGAAGUGUGCAGAAGACAGCGGAUGGUUAGUAGUCCUGGAUAGAGAGCCAAGGUGUUCCUCGUACAUGUUUCCCAAAGGACCGACGAUCAUGUAUUCACCAAUUUCUGGGAAAAGUUUGAUUGCAUCAGAAUAUCAGAAAGCUGAUGCCAUGGCCAUCCUUGUGAAGCUGGGGUCGGACUAGUUUGAGAGCCGUAAUGUCAUUGGAUGGGCGAGCCCGAAGACGUCACAACCACGCCUGCUUUCAGACCAGAGACACCUAUACAGCAUAUCCACCAGACUGACCGUCCCCCGAGGAGCCAUGUCAGUUAAUGUUGUCCUUUUUCGGUUGUAAGUCAUUGUCUUCAGUUUCUUUUGUAAAUAUUUCAACUUUGCUAAUAUAUUCUUGCACUUAAUAUCUAUAUUGGAAAAUCAGUGGCCGUUUGACAGCCAUCUUGUAUUUAUUACACUAAGAUACCAAUAGAUGCCAUAUUUUCAUUUGCACCUUCUUUCUUCCUCCCCAACAACUCCUCCUAGCGCUACUAGGGUAUUAUUGUACAGACAAAACUGUACAUUGCGUUGGUUUGUUAUGCAUCACGGGACUCGGACAUUUUAUGGCCGCUUCGUUACAUUCAAGAGUAUUCCAGCUAUAUGAACGUGCCCAGCGUUGGGUUAAGAGUUUUGGUUUUACGCCGCUUUUAGCAGUAUUCCAGCAAUAUCACGGCGGGGGACACCAGAAAUGGGCUUCACACAUUGUACCCAUGUCGGGAAUCGAACUCGGGUCUUCGGCGUGACGAGCGAACGCUUUAACCACUAGGCUACCCGACCGUCCCCGGGUUAAGAAGAUACAUAAGUCAAAGAGCCUGACAACCCGAUCCCCAUUUUCGUCGUUUUUUUUCGUCAAUCAUAAGACCUUCAGGAAAACGAAAACGUUUUAAUUCAAUUCAUCACAUAAGAACUGCGCUAGCAGCCUGUGCAAAACCUGAUACGGAACAAGGAGUCGGUCCUUGUCUUCAAAUGUGUAAAUUGACAAACUUACCUGUCUGCUUAAUCAGAACCAACCAUCUUAAUAGUUGAGGUUCAGUGAUCAGCACUUGCUGCAAGUUCAGUCUACACGCAUAAAAAACCGCAUAGCAAUCGCUCUUUCGGAACAAGGAACAAGCUACCUUUUCACAUCAGAUCACAUCAACAAUAAUGUACUUUUAAGUCCUAACUGAAGACCCACCUUUUCAAGAUCGCCUUUUAUGUGUGAGAUAUUUCAGUCUCAGCCACGUCUGAUAAGUCUCUCUCUCUAUCUCUGAUUAGGUUUCAGUGACGGUCGCAUUUUAUGUUCUCAGAACAAAAAGGCUUUCGUACAGUUUUAGAUGAAAGUUUAGCCCUACAUUGUGUGUAUAUAUAUAUAUUUGUUUGUUUGUAUUCUGACCCCUAAUCCUCACAGUGAUUUGCUAUAUUUAUGUACACAAACGUGUAUAUUGAAUGAUAUGAUUAGGAAGUAGGUUUUUCAUAGUUGAACUGCAUUGGUUAUAUAUGUUUUGCAAAAACUGGUAUUGAUGUAUGUCAUUAAUCAGAAGUGCUUAUAAACUUAAAAUGGUUCAUGAAUGUUUCCGGAAUGUAAAGUUAUGGGGCAUUCUGAAAAAGUGGGGAUGAGGUUGUUUUGGCAAGUGUUUUAGUAAUAAAUAUUAUUUGUACCAGUUCAGUUUUGAGUCUCUAAGUUUCAAUUUGUCUUUCUAUGUGACUAUUUGAUCCAGCAUCUAUAUGAUCUGUUGUAUCCGUUUUUGAUCUUUUGAUCAGGUAGGUAUCUUGAAUAAAUAUUGCGCU
This is a messenger RNA of Haliotis rufescens (red abalone), 3097 nucleotides long. RefSeq lists its product as uncharacterized. Lineage: Eukaryota; Metazoa; Mollusca; Gastropoda; Lepetellida; Haliotidae. The transcript is spliced from 9 exons. Bases 153 to 1484 code for a protein of 443 amino acids. The record is from RefSeq and is a predicted model, not a curated record.